Glarea lozoyensis ATCC 20868 is the source of this 804-nucleotide messenger RNA. RefSeq names its product alpha/beta-Hydrolase. The record is from RefSeq and is a predicted model, not a curated record. Bases 1 to 804 code for a protein of 267 amino acids. The transcript has a single exon. Lineage: Eukaryota; Fungi; Ascomycota; Leotiomycetes; Helotiales; Helotiaceae.
AUGGCGCGAUGUAAACUCCACCAGAUAGACUCGACAACCACAUUGCAUACUUCAAUAACUGGCAAUCCAUCAUCGCUACCAACCCUAGUAUUUCUUCAUUUCUGGGGCGGUUCCUCAGCAACAUAUGCACCGCUAAUAUCACACCUCACCUCAUACCACACAAUCUCCAUCGACUUCCGAGGCUUAGGUCUUUCCACCGGCCCAGACGAUCAAUCGGCAUACUCAAUCAAGCAUCUCGCCCUCGACAUCGAAGACCUCCUCUCCAAGCUCGCCUUGCGGGAUAUUCUCCUAGUAGGCCACUCCAUGGGCGGAAAAGUAGCGCAACUCAUAGCAGGUCGGAAUAACACACCGAACCUCAAAGGACUGAUACUCAUUGCGCCAGCACCACCUACGCCUUUAGUUCUUCCUGACGACUUGAGGGAGCAAUCGUACACCGCUUACGAAACGAGGGAAUCGUGCGAGUUUGUGAUAAGAAAUGUACUUACCUCUUCCACACUCACUGAUGAGGCGACCGAGGCGCUGGUACGGGAUAUGUUGAGGGGGAAUAGACAUGCGAGGAGGGCUUGGCCGGAGUAUGGUAUGGCUGAGGAUAUUAGGGAGGAGGUGAAGGGGAUGAGGUGUCCGGUGUUGGUUGCUGCAGGGGAGAAUGAUGUGGUUGAGACGAGGGAGAGGUUGGAGAGGGAGGUGGUAGGUUGCUAUGAGGGGGGAGAGAUGGUUGUUGUGGAGGGGGUUGGACAUCUCAUGGUCGUUGAAGCACCGGCGGAGGUUGCGAGGGUUGUGGAGGAGUUUGUUGCUGGAAUUUAG